Messenger RNA from Chaetomium fimeti, 1850 nucleotides. RefSeq names its product major facilitator superfamily domain-containing protein. Bases 372 to 1706 code for a protein of 444 amino acids. Gene Ontology annotation, biological process: transmembrane transport. The record is from RefSeq and is a predicted model, not a curated record. Gene Ontology annotation, molecular function: transmembrane transporter activity. Gene Ontology annotation, cellular component: membrane. Lineage: Eukaryota; Fungi; Ascomycota; Sordariomycetes; Sordariales; Chaetomiaceae. The transcript is spliced from 2 exons.
AUCAACAACACAGCCGGUUGGGUCAGAGUGCGAACCGAAGCAACCCAAAUCAUGUAAUCUCGGACUUGGGGUCGGCGGCAUCACCGUGUUAGCUCCGGGAACCAACCGCCAUGCACGGCACCUAUAUUAGUCGUGGCGCACCUCGCACUCGUCAGGCAUUGUACACUACCUAAUUAAGCUUCGCCUCCCCGGCUGUCCCCGUCAGCUAACCUGGUCUUUUCAUCCUUUCUAUCAUUGGGUACUUCGGCUGCCGGCAUUGACCCUGUCAAGCCUUCUGUUUCCUAGAACAGGCAAACGGUGCAAACGCGGGGGUGCCUGCUUGCCUUUAUUGAUUUUUAACCAUCAUCUCUACUUUAAUUGUAUCAAACGCCAUGGCCGCACCAGAGAGCCUACACGGGUCUCCGACCCUGCAACCCCACGACGAAAAAAAGAAUACCAACCAGCAGGACAUGUCAACCGACACCGAAUCUGCCAAGGCGGCCCUCCCCGAACCCGGCCCCGGUGCCCUGCCUCCGGCUCCCGACGGCGGGGCCCGGGCUUGGCUCGUCCUUGCCGGCUCCGCCUCCAUAUUUUUCUCCUGCCUGGGCUUCAUGAACUCGUUCGGCGUCUUCCAGGCCUACUACAUGUCCCACCAGCUGCGCGACCAGACGCCGGACAAUGUCGCCUGGAUCGGCUCGCUGAUGUCCUUCAUCCAGUUCGCCGGCGGCGUCGUCGCGGGCCCGCUCUUCGACCGUUACGGCGCCUGGGUCAUCCGCCCCGGCGCCGUGCUCUACGUCUUCGCGCUCAUGAUGACCAGCAUCUGCAAGGAGUACUGGCAGUUCAUGCUCGCGCAGGGCGUGCUGACGGGGCUCGCCAUGAGCGUCAUGCAGGUGCCGGCUUUCGCGGCGGUGUCGCAGUACUUUGACAAGAAGAGGGCCGCCGCCAUCGGGUUGGUGGUCUCGGGCAGCUCGAUCGGUGGCAUUGUCUUUCCGAUUGCCUUGUCCAAGAUGCUGAACGACUCGACGAUUGGGUUCGGGUGGUCGGUGAGGAUUAUGGCGUUUGCGAUCACGCCGCUGCUGGCGUUUGCGUGUUUCACCAUCACCGCCAGGUUCCCGCCGCGCGAGACGAACUUCUUCAUGCUCUCCGCUUUCAAGGAGGUCAGGUUCUUGCUCGUUAUGGCGGCGGCGUGGUGCUGUUUCAUCGGCAUGUUUGCACCGCUAUUCUUCCUCCCGACUUAUGCCAUCUCGAGAGGCAUCCAACCCACGUUUGCUUCGUACCUGCUCGCCAUCGUCAACGGGGCGUCCACAUUUGGGCGAAUCAUCCCGGGUAUCCUCGCCGACAAAUUCGGGAAGCUCAACGUCUUCGGUCUUGGCGGUAUUCUCACCGGUGUUCUCGUUUUGUGUAUGAACAGCGCCGUCGACACGGCGGGGCUAGUGGUCUAUGCCAUCGCAUUCGGCUUUACAUCCGGCACCAUCAUUUCUGGUUCGUCCGCGGCCCUCUCCAUCUGCACAGAUGAUCCUCGCAACCUCGGUACUUACAUGGGGAUGGGAAUCGCGGUUGGCGCCACCGCCACCUUGGUUGGCCCGCCGGUGAAUGGGGUAUUGCUGGAAAGGUACGGUGGAUUUAUGCAGGCGAGCAUUUUCAGCGGUGUCAUCUGUCUGGCCGGUGGUUUCAUUGCGAUCGCCACCAAAGCUACCACACCGAAAGGGCUUCUCGGGAGGUCUUGAUCUGACUCACAAUGUUGGAUAUUUGCGUAAUGACAGGAGUUUUGAAAAGUCGGAGUCAACGUUUAGACAUGGCGAUGGUAUAGAUUGUAAUUAGGUAAUGGGGAAUACGAUUAACUCAACUCGCCUCCAACUUGAAUUGACUGC